Molecule: messenger RNA, 3615 nt
Organism: Thamnophis elegans (Western terrestrial garter snake)
Lineage: Eukaryota; Metazoa; Chordata; Lepidosauria; Squamata; Natricidae
Gene: PELP1
Product: proline, glutamate and leucine rich protein 1
Exons: 18
Coding region: 51-3527 (1158 amino acids)
Biological process (GO): rRNA processing
Cellular component (GO): nucleus
Source: RefSeq, a predicted model, not a curated record
CCGUCCCGCGCGCAGGCGCAGUCGGCGCCGGAAGCCCCCGGGAGCACGCGAUGGCGGCGGCGUCGGUGGCGUCGGGGCUUCGCGGCGGCUCCUCGUCCUGCUCGUCUCCCGGCGGCGGAGGAGGCGGCGGAGGCGGCUCUUCCUCGUCCCCCGGCGCCGCCUCCCCCUCGCCGGCCGCCGCCUGCUCCCCGCCCCUGGGGCCGCCGUCGGGGCUGGCGCUGGAGGCGCUGGCGGGGCUGCUGCUGCCUCGGCGGGGACCCUCGGCCACGCCGCCCCCGGGGCUGCCCGGGCUGGUCCGCUGCGCCAGGGACUGCGGGGGGCAGGCGCAGGCGUCGCCGUCGCUGAGCAGCCUCCUGGUCCUCAGCAGCGCCCGGAUGGGCUCCAUGAAGACGCGGUUCGAGGGCCUCUGCCUGUUGUCGCUGCUGGUGACCGAGAGCGGCUCGGAGACCUUCGCGGAGAACUGCCUGCUGUGGCUGCGGAGUCUGCAGCACCUGCUCCAGUCCCAGGAUCCCCCUGGCACCAUGGAGCUGGCCGUGCUGGUGCUGCGUGACCUCCUGAGCUACUCUGCCCAGCUGCCGGAACUGGCCCGGGACAUCGCCACCAACCACAUCCCCGGACUGCUCACCUCUUUGCUGGCCCUCAAACCGGAGUGCCAGCUCCCUGUCCUGGAAGGAUGCCAGGCGUGCAUGACGUUUUACCCCCGAGCCUGUGGCUCCUUGCGGGGCAAAUUGGCCACCUACUUCCUGUCUUGCAUGGAUGCCGAAACGCCUCACCUGCAGCAACUGGCCUGCGAGUGCUACGCGCUCCUGCCUUCUCUGGGAGCAGGUUUCGCACAGGGGCUCAAGUACCGCGAGUCCUGGGAGCAGCAGGCGCAUUCUCUGGUGGCCACGCUGCACCGCCUCCUGGGCAUGCUCUACGAGGGGGCCGAGACGGAACCGCUGCACUACGAUGGGCCGGGAGAGGAAGUGCUGCUGCCGCCGCUGCGGGACGAAGAGACCAGCUCCCUCCUCCUCCUCCUGGCAAAACGCCGGUUUGCGGCUUUGGCCAAAUGCCUCUGCCGGAUGCUCAGGAACGAUUUUGGGGCACCUGUCGCGGUCCCCGCCCAGGCCAUCCUGGACCUCGUCUGCCGAGCCCUCGACGUCUCUGUGAAGAACAUGAGCUGGUUUGGCGAUGGACCCCUCCGGAUGCUGCUGCUCCCCUCAAUCCACCUGGAGGCCCUGGACCUCCUGGCUGCCCUCAUCGUGGCUUGCGGUCCUCGCUUGGUGCGGUUUGGGGGAAUCCUCUGCCGCCUCUUUCCCCAGGUGCUGAACGUGUGGCGGGCUGGCCAGGAUCUGCCCUCCCCCGGGCUGCAGAGACCUUACAGUGCGGUUCGGGCUCGGCUGUACCAGGUCCUGGAUCUGUGGGUACAAGUGGCCGGAGCAGCCUCGGGGGUCCUGCUGGGGCACAGCAGCCAAAGCGAUGCCCUGCUGGGACACCUGAUCAACGACAUCAGCCCCCCCAGUGACACCCUGAAGAUCCAGCCGAGCCCCCCCUCGGAGGGGAAGCCCAGCGCCGCCAAGAAGCCCAAACUGUCCGCGGUGGGCGGCCUCGGGUGCCCGUUCCGUAAGCACGACCCCCAGGCCAACAGCGACGUCUGCCUGGCAGCCUUGCAAGGCCUCAGCCGGGUCAUCCUCCUCUCCGGCAGCCUCAUGAAGGAGCCGCUCCACACGAGGCUGCAGGAGCUGGCCAUCCCGCUGCUCAUCCAGCUGGGCCAGGCAGAGAUGCCCCUGGGCUCCCCCUACGCCAGAGCCGGCUGCAGGCGCGAACUCUACCGGCUCCUGCUGGCCUUGAGCCUCUCUCCGGCCCCUGCCUGCCCCCCACCUCUGCACUGCGCCCUGCGGCUGCUGAGCCAGGGCCGCACGGAUCCCAACCUGCUGGUCUCCUCCUUCUGCACAGAGGCCGCCGUCAUCUGCAGCGCCCUCCUUCACCCUCGGGUGCCCUCCUUGCAGCUCCCCCUGGCGGCCCCUCCUGCCCACCUGCCCGCCUCCUCGGAGGUCUCCCCUGCCGCGGCGGUUGCAGCCGCCACCCUCUCCCCCUUCUGCCCGGCCGUCCCGGUGCCCUUCCCUGCCCCCCGCCCCCUCCCCCUGGCCCCUGGGCCUCUCCCCCCCAACUCUCUGGGCCUGCCCCUGCCUGGGCUCGCGGCCCCUCAGCCGCCCCCCCGGCUUAUCCCCGAGGAGCCCCUCCCCCCUCCAUCGCCAGGCACGGCAGAGACGGCUGCCCUGGCCACUGGAGCCAAGUUGCGCCGCUCCGUGUUCGUCCAUUACGACAAGGAGGAAGAGGAGGACGUAGAGAUCUCUCUGGAGAGCGACUCGGACGACAGCGUGGUCAUCGUGCCCAAGGGGCAACUGGGGAAGAUGACCAGCACCCUUAACUCUGCCCCCCUCCCUGCACCCGCCCUGCCCCCCGCCCCCCUGCCCGCCCCCCCUCCCCCUCCUCCUCCUCUCCCCACUUCCCCUCUGGUGGCCUGUGAGGAGGAGGCCCCCCUGGAGCCCCCAGCGCCCCUUUCCCUCGGGAUCCCACCACCACCUGCGCCGGCCGCGCCGGUGCUGCCGCCUUCCCCGGUGGCGGUGGCUGCCGAAGCCCCCCUUCCUGCUCUACUGGAGGAGGACCCCACCGUCAUCAACAUCAACAGCAGCGAGGAAGAGGAGGAGGAGGAGGAAGAGGAGGACUUCCCAGAGGACGAAGAGUACCUGGACGAGGAGGAGGAGGAGGAGGAAGAGUUUGAUGAAGAGGAGGGGGACUUUGAGGAGGAGAUGGAUGAGGAAGACGAUGACUUUGAUGAUGACGAGGAGGGCCUGACGGAGGAGGAAGAGGAGGAGGAGGAGGAGGAGGAAGGCCUGACGGACGAGGAAGAGGAGGGAGAGGUGGGGCUGCCUCCUCCUCCUCUGCCCCGAAGGAACGAAGACGACCCUCCAGCGCUCCUGCCGGCUGUGAAGGACGGGGCCCUCAAUCUGGUGGAGGAGGAGGAGGAGGAGGAUGGGGCCGCUGGGCUACUGAUGGAGGUCGAGGAGGAAGCCUUCCACCCCCCUGAGGAGCAGGAGGAGCAGGAGGAAGAGGAGGGAGAGCGGACGGUGGGGCCCCUGCUGCUGCUGAAGGCGGAGGGCGACACGGCCUUGCCUCUGCUCCCUGGGGCCCAGUCCCUCCCUCCGCCUCCCCUGCAGGAGGGGCCCGGCCCACUGGGGCCCCCCAUGGACCAGGAGGGCCACUCUGAGCAGAAGGAGAGUGCCGGGGGGGCAGCCCCUGCAGGCUCACUGCAGCCGGAGGAGGCCCCCCUCCGCACGGGCUCCAGCGGGGACCGGGGCCAGCCCAGCCCAGGCUCUGCAGCUGCGCAGGGGGAGACGGAGAAGCCGCCGCCGCAGCCGGACGAAGAGGUGGUGGAAGUGAAGGAGAAGGAGGCCGGAGCCCUGGACGAGACGGAGGCGAUGCUGGCGGACUUCGUGGACUGUCCGCCGGACGAGGAGAAGGACCCCGCCCAGCCCUGCUCCUGAGAAGAGCAACCAGCUGUCAGCAUCACUCUUUUUUCCCUUUGCUGUUUUUUACUGUGGAAGUUCAAUAAAGUUUCUCCCUUCUCGUGCA